CCGGAAUCUUUUUGGUUCGAGGAGAGCCGCCUAUUUCUGCAUCCGCGACAGCAUAAAACUCACCUUUUCUCUUCGGGUGGUCGAAGAUGGCUUCGUCGUGGUCGUCAUCAUCGUUAUCUUCAUGGUCUCCUCGUAGCUCAACCUUCUCUGUAUCUUCCUCUUCCUUCUCCUCUCUCCCACCCAAAUUCAAACUUCCCGCCAAGCCUCGGCACAGUGCCUUCCAUGUCUCAGCGCCCUCCCUUACUUCUCUCAGCCGCAGCCCGGCUUCCGACCGCAUUUUGGUUUCCGGCCGGAGAGGGCUGAUGUCCACAGCCACACUGCCGCUUCUGCUGCAGCUGCGUGAAUUCAUCGAGGGUUCCUUCCCUGAGACUGCUGCAGAGUUAAAUGAGAAUUACUUGACGAUUAUAAAGGAGGAGAUAAGAAAGGUAGUUUCCAAGGGCAAGGCUGCGGGUAUGCUUCGUUUGGUAUUUCAUGAUGCUGGGACUUACGAAAUGUAUGAAAAUUCAGGUGGCAUGAAUGGGUCAAUAGUUUAUGAACUUGACAGGCCUGAAAAUGCUGGACUAAAGAAAUCUCUUAAGGUUCUGGAGAAAGCUAAGACUGAAGUGGAUGCAAAACAACAAGUUUCCUGGGCGGACAUGAUUGCUGUCGCUGGAGCUGAAGCAAUUUCAAUUUGUGGUGGUCCUACUAUCCCUGUUACACUAGGCCGGCUUGAUUCUCUGGACCCUGAUUCUCCUGGAAGACUCCCUCAAGAAUCUCUGGAUGCCUCCGCUUUAAAGCAGUGCUUUCAGAUGAAGGGCUUAUCGACUCAGGAACUCGUUACGUUGUCUGGAGCGCAUACGCUUGGUGGUAAAGGCUUUGGCAAUCCAAAUGUUUUCGACAAUUCCUACUACAAGAUUCUUCUCGAGAAGCCAUGGUCGUCUGCAGCUGGAAUGUCGAGCAUGAUUGGACUCCCUUCAGAUCGUGCACUUGCCGAGGACAACGAAUGCUUAAGAUGGAUCAAAGCAUAUGCUGACGAUCAGAACCUGUUCUUCAAGGAUUUCAAGGAUGCAUAUAUCAAGUUAGUUAAUUCAGGCGCAAAGUGGAGAAGCCCCUGAAAUCUUUACAGAAGUGGAGCAAAUUUUUGUUGGAUCAAAUAUGGGAGCCGAUUCAAUUAUGUGAUGCUCGUGGAAUCGCUACUUGUUAUAAAUGGGUGCAAGGCAAGUUCUUAAGCCUCCUCGGCUUGUGGAUGUUAGGAGUGGGUUUCGGUUUUGGAAUUCCUUGAAGUUGGAAAACUUACAUUUUGAAACCUCCUUUCGAUGAGAGCAUUUUGCAAAAAGUA
Messenger RNA from Punica granatum (pomegranate), 1318 nucleotides. The record is from RefSeq and is a predicted model, not a curated record. NCBI's taxonomy places the organism in Eukaryota, Viridiplantae, Streptophyta, Magnoliopsida, Myrtales, Lythraceae.